AGUCACAUGACAGGCAGUUAGAUUUUCAGUGGACUGUGGAUAACGAUUUGACUCAGAAACGGUCACAGCUCGAUUGAAAGUAUCUUGCUUGACCAAAAUCUCUUUAGUGAUACUUUAGACUGAGAGACUAAGGCAGGUGUCAAGAUCGUGCUACUACCUCGUUCGCGCGAUUGUUAACGAUCUACUAUAUAUAUUAUCAAUCUGAAUGGCAUUGCGAAAUAAUCCGAACAACCGCACACGAUGCUUUCAGAGAGGAGGAAAAUCCCGACAACUCGUUCUUCAGCACCGUUUUUGGCGCAAAAAAGUACGAAUGAAGAUGGCAGAACCAACAAGUACAAAAAUAACAGCACCCGCACGGGGAGAACGAUGCCGGAAAGUUUUGCGUCCGCGUCAACGUCGUCGCGAAAUAAGCGUCGUUCUAGCGGUUUCUUGCCUCCGACCACACUUGACGUCGAGCCAGAAGACGAUACGUCAACAACARUAAGAAGUGAGACAGAAACUGAAGAAAGCGUAGUCAUCGCUCCGACACGACACCAGAGGCAACUGAUGCGACAAGUCUCUGGUUUGGGGUUGGAAGACCCUGUAUUCGGAGGGAGGGAAACAUCAAUCAAAGAAGAGCAUUUCUCGUUUAUUUUUGAAGAUAUGGGUUGUAAUGAUGUGCCGGAAGGUAUGAGGGAUAUGAUCUCAUUGGCAUCCGACCGAACGGAUGAAGUUGAAAUUGUUGACAAAGACGGACAAUACAUAGAAGAAUCAAAAUUUUCCAAGCUCACCGACAAGAUACCAAGUGGAUAUUCCCACUCGCAAACAUCAUCAUCGCAUCGUCGAUGCUCAGUUUCUAGCUUCCCUCCCUUGGGACUCGAUCCCGCUGCAACAGCGUCAUCUCUUUGCUCGAAAAAAAUACCCCGCGAUCUCACGUUGAAUAACUCUUCGCAAACAUCUUCGGUAAUUUCGGGAUUGAGUCCUGUUCCACCCUCCGGUUCUCAUCAACGAAAACCAAGACAACGCCGUAGUAGCUGCGCAAGUACUUCUAUCGUGUUAUCGGAUAAGUAUCUUGCGGCGCAGGUGAACGCUAUGUUAUCCAUGGGMGAGUCGUCAAGGGGCAGUCUCAGCAGCACAAGUCACGUUCGUAACACACACCGCAAGAAAAAAGAAUCACAAAGAAUGAGCAAAGGCCGAGACGAUAGUCGCUCAUCAACAUCGAGCAAAUAUGCCCCACCUUCUCUUCCUUUACCUUCGAGCACGAAAGUCAAAGACCGUGAACGAUACCUUCCAGAAUCUAUGGACGAGAUUUUCUCUUCCAAACGUUCMUUUACCAGCCGGCGGCAGCCUGAAUCURUGGACGAGAUUUUCUCUAAAUAAUCAUCUUGUAGCAGCYGACCGAAGAAAACUUCCACAUGUAGUGGCAAACAAGCGAAAAAGCCAAAGUAGAACCACUCAYACUGCUCACRACAAAAAAACACCUGAAGACUAGUCCAAAAACGGUACUUGAUACGUAUGAUACGACAUUCGAGCUGCAGAAAUUCUCCAAAAUUACUACCAGUUCAUCGAUAGUGUGUCUUCGUAUAUUUCCACUUUUUGCGGUGGCGUUUUUUCAUGUUAUAUUAAUACUAUUACAAUAAAAUUUGAAAACAGUUUCUUCAUUAAUACGAAACGCAUGCUUAAUGAGUUGGGGAUAGUGUACAAAAUAGCUUUGUGGUUUCGUCUUCUUUCUUUGAAACACAAUCCCUUCUCUAGACCAACAACAAGAAUGCAGUUUGCAAUCACAAUCCAAAUGGCAUUCUUUCUAUUGUUACAUAUGUUCAUAGAUUACCCCCUCUUCUUCUGAACACUCAAAUUAAAAACUUAUGCAUGCU
Molecule: messenger RNA, 1853 nt
Organism: Pseudo-nitzschia multistriata
Lineage: Eukaryota; Bacillariophyta; Bacillariophyceae; Bacillariales; Bacillariaceae
Source: the annotation of a GenBank genome assembly